AUGCGAGUGGGAGAGAAUCAAAGUAGAAGGUAAAGAAAAACAAGUAGCGAAUCAAUCCACCGGAUUUCCAUUUCCAUUUCCAUUCGGUGUUUAUGUUUUGAAGAACCGAUCGUCUUCGUUCGUCAGUAAUCGUCAGAUCUCCAUUUUUUUAGAGAGCGCCAAUGCCUGUGGAUGUGAACGGAAGCAGCACGGCGUCGGGGGCCGCCUCCAUGGGUAUGGCGGAGGCGCAGUACCAGAAGGCCAAAACGUCCGUGUGGUGGGACAUAGAGAACUGCCAGGUUCCCAAGGUCUGCGAUGUCCACGCCAUCGCCCAGAACAUCAGUUCCGCCCUCGUGAAUAUGAAUUAUUGUGGACCCGUCUCCAUCAGCGCCUACGGCGACACGCAUGGCAUCCCUGCUUCAGUUCAGCAAGCCCUCUCCAGCACCGGCAUCGCACUCAACCACGUCCCCGCCGGUGUGAAAGAUGCAAGUGAUAAGAAGAUUCUAGUCGAUAUGUUGUUCUGGGCAGUAGAUAACCCUGCACCAGCAAACUACCUGCUCAUUUCUGGAGACAGGGAUUUCUCCAAUGCUCUACACCAGUUGCGCAUGAGAAGAUAUAAUAUUCUUCUGGCACAACCACAUAAGGCUUCCGCACCCCUCAUCGCUGCAGCAAAAAGUGUAUGGCUUUGGACGAGCCUCUCAGCUGGAGGGCCCCCACUUUCAAGCGGGGAAUCAUCUCAGCUUGCAAAUGGUAACAAUUCUUAUAACUCUGAAAUGCGGCAGCAUUCCAUGCCUGAAAUAAACCCGCCUCCAGUUUAUUUUGAACAUCCUGUGGGAAAUCAAAAGCCUUCUACCAACGGAAGGGCUGGUGAUACUAAAAACAAGGGGAAAGUCAAUCGGAAAAACCCAAAUCAACCCUACACAUCAAGAGUCUCAAGUAUGCCAGUUGGGAACCAAGAUGACAAGAAUACUGAUUACUCUUACCAGUCGGAACAUACACAGGCAAAUCAGUUUAAGAAAGCUCCACACGAAUUAUUUGGUUCUGGUGAGACUUCAGUCUCCACAAGUAGGUCCAGUCCCGUUUUCUUCCAUGGAAAUUCUGAUCCUUCAGGCGGUAAUGGCAAUAAUUUCCUAGGUCAACCAAAUCAGUAUCCUCCUUCUUCGAGGCCAAACAACUUCCACAUGCAACCUAAUUAUUUUGGACCAGAUACUAUGCUCCCUCCUGAUUCUCAUAGUCAUAGUUUUCGACCCAUUCCUCCCAGACCUGAUGGCCCUAGAUUUUCUUCAGCCCCACCUACAAAUGUGCCUGACAUGAGUAACCUAAAUAUCCGUGAGUAUAACAACUAUGCUCAAAAUCCACAAAGGUUCCCUCAUCGAAAUGGGGAAGAGUUUAGAAGACCAAGGUCUAGCGAUUCACUGAAUUCAGCUAGCUUAAAUGUGCCUCAUAAAGGCCAUCAUAUGCAGAGUGGCCAGGUGUUUCAUCAUGAUUCCAUGAACAACAGAUAUCCUCAUGGUUCUGAGUAUCAGCCUCCUCAAUCCUCCCCUGCUGUUGGAAACAACAUACCUGGUAAUGGUACUUGGGGAGCUCAAGGCUGCACACCACCAUCUGAACAUGUUCAAGGCCUUAUUGGCGUUAUUUUACUAUCUUUGAACACCCUGAAAGUUGAAAAAAUUAUGCCGACUGAAGCAAACAUUAUCGAUUGCAUUCGUUAUGGUGAUCUGAAACACCGCAAUACCGAUGUAAGGAAGGCCUUGGAUUACGCAAUAGAGCAACAUAUGGUAGUGAAGCAGAGACUGGGUGCACUUCAGUUUUAUGUUGGUAAGAAUGAGAAAUUAUGGAAGUGUGUGAACCCUAUAGGGGGCAAUCUUAAUCAUUACUCUAAAGCAACAUGGGAUCGGAUACAGAACUUUCUGAGUUCCUCAGAUGGACGAUCGGCAUUAAUGGCUUCUCAAUGCAGAUAUGAGGCAGCUAUUAUUUUGAGAAAAGCAUGCUCAGAAGAGCUUGCUUUGGGCAGUGUACUUCAGAUCUUGAAUAUGGUAGUCAGCAUGAAGAAAUGGAUCAUUCAUCAUCAAUCUGGAUGGCAACCGAUUACUAUUACCCUAGACUAAAGCUGAAACAACUGCCGAAACUGGUAGUUGUUUUAGUCAACAACACUCUAAAUUGCAGAGAAGUGGCUUUAAGAUGGUUACAUCUGCAACAAUAUUAUCAGUUUAUCGGACCUUGACCAACUGGGUUUACUUUUGAAACAAAAUACAGUUACUAGAGUAUCUAAAAAACUAGGGGGAUGGAAACCUUUACAUUGUGAUCCAAGUCAUCCCCUGCCCCUGCCCCGCCCCUCGGCUUCUCCUUUUUUAUUUCUUGUUCUUGUUCUUCUUCCGUUUCUUUUUCUUUUUCUUUUGUCCUCUCUGGGGUACUUUAGGAGCUUCUAAGGAAUAGGUAAAAAUGCUUCUAACACAAGACCUAUUAUGCUAUCAAAGUUCUUGCGAGCUGCCUAUUUGAGAAGUUGAUUGUACCAGCAUUGUGAGGCUUUUUGUCCAUUACAAAUCAAUGGAUCGUUCUGCCUAAACCCUUCCUUGUAAGUGACGAAGUAUAUCAGGAACAGCAUCUGGAAGUGGUAGUAUCAUGUUUCAGCAUAUGAGUGCAUAUGCAAGAUUAUAUAGCUGUGGAUAAGUUUGAGCAUGUUUUACAAUGAUCAGGGAUUACGGGAUUAUGUUCUGGACAUUAUUAUUCAACUGUCCGUGCUGAUGAGCUCCAUUGAAGACUGUCAUUAUCAGGUACGUAAAACCAAGUGGAUGUGGUUCGAUGUUGUACUGGACAUUAUUAGUUGAUGCGAAGACACGUUGGCAGUGGAAAGAUUGAAGCAACUUCGGACAUUGGAACAGCAAUUGGAAGUGUGCACAUUUAAGAAAGUGUCUUGGGUUCAGAAGGAUGCCAAGGUAAGCCAUACGUACCUGCAAUUGCAUGCACGUAGGAGGGAUGCGAUUUCUGGAACCUGGUAUGGCAAUAAUAUACAUGCUUGGAUGUUGCAGAGAACGCAAAAUUUAGAUCGUAUCCUAUGCGACGCUGUAUGUUUUGAAAUAUAUUCUAGGAGAAUAGAGUUGUAUAAUAUAACUACUUGUGUUCAUCCUUUAUGUUUGUUGUCUGCAACUCGAGCUUUCAUUCGUUGGAGUUCAGACUGAACUGUUAAGUUUGGAUUGCUCCUGGAGCUCAACUCAGAAAUAAUGCUGUGUUAAAUAUGUGUAAGCCCCCAUGAUUUCGGUUUGGUUCCCUUUGUAGAUUGAUCAUAUCAACUGAGUUUUCGCCGGAAAAUUGCUGUGCCGGUAGCUUGGACUUGUAUCUUUAAACCUAAGAUUGUGGCUCAAGUUAGGGACCCAUGAGUCUCUCCUGGCUUCGUCCCUCACGAAUCACAAGUACGUCGGAGAAAUUGUGUACUAUAAUGUUUUAGUGAUAUGGCGACAAGUUAACGUGUGGUAAGAACGUGACGUA
Malus domestica (apple) is the source of this 3465-nucleotide messenger RNA. RefSeq lists its product as uncharacterized. Lineage: Eukaryota; Viridiplantae; Streptophyta; Magnoliopsida; Rosales; Rosaceae. Gene Ontology annotation, biological process: regulation of gene expression. Gene Ontology annotation, cellular component: peroxisome. Gene Ontology annotation, molecular function: RNA nuclease activity. The record is from RefSeq and is a predicted model, not a curated record.